UCACUGCAGACUGACCACAACAUCUUCCAGAGGAGUUGACGUGGAGCUGUCUUUCCACAAUGGCUGAAAUUAAAGUAGAAACAUCCGCGGACAGUCCUGCGGUUCUUCACAGUCCACAUGCGUCUACUCAACCCAACAACCCGCUGUCGAGGAAGCUCAACAAAAUCCUGGAGACGAGGCUCGACAACGACAAGGAGAUGCUGGAGGCUCUGAAGUCUCUGUCCGUCUUCUUCACUGAGAACAGUCUGCGCACCAGGAGAAACCUUCGUGGGGACAUCGAGAGACGAAGCCUGUCAAUCAACGAGGAGUUUGCACGAUUGUUUAAAGAAGUAAAAGAGGAGCUUGAAGGUGUUCAUGAGGAUGUCCAGGACAUGAGCACGUGUUGUGAUGAAAUGACCAACAGAUUAAAGGCUGCGAAGGAUCAAACUCAGGACCUCAUAGUAAAAACCAACAAGCUGCAGGGAGAAAACCACCGCCUGGAGCUGCGAGCUCAGGUUGCCCAGGCUUUUCUUGACAAGUUCCAGCUCUCUAAUGAGGAGCUGUCCACACUGCGAGGGCCUCGAGAUGCACCCAUUACUGAGAAUUUCUUCAAAGCUCUCAGCCGGGUGAAGCACAUCCACGAGGACGUGAAGAUCCUGCUGAGAACCAACCAGCAAACUGCCGGGUUAGAGAUCAUGGAGCAGAUGGCCGUGUUACAGGAGACCUCGUACGAGCAGCUCUACCGCUGGGCUCAGAAUGAAUGCAGGGGACUGACCCAGGAGACGUGUGAUAUCAGCCCCGUGCUGACUCAAGCCAUGGAGGCCUUACAGGACCGAUCUGUCCUUUACAAGUACACCCUGGAUGAGUUUGGGACUGCACGCAGGUGUGCGGUGGUUCGAGGCUUCAUCGACGCCCUCACCCGCGGCGGCCACGGGGGAACUCCCCGCCCCAUAGAGAUGCAUUCACAUGACCCUAUGAGGUAUGUGGGGGAUAUGCUGGCCUGGCUGCACCAAGCCACUGCUUCAGAGAAGGAGCAUCUAGAAGCACUGCUGAAACAAGUCACUCUGCCAGGUGUGGAGGAGAACCUGCAGGAGGUGAUCGGACACAUCACCGAAGGAGUCUGCCGGCCUCUGAAAGUUCGUAUAGAGCAGGUCAUAGUCGCUGAGCCAGGGGCCGUCCUCCUUUACAAACUGUCCAACCUGCUCAAGUUCUACCACCACACCAUCAGCUCUAUAAUUGGGACCAGUGUGGCUACUUUGCUCAUCACUAUUGAGGAAAUGCACGUCCUCAGCAAGAAGAUGUUUUUCAACAGCCUGAGCCUCCAUGCAAGUAGACUCAUGGACAAGGUGGAGCUGCCCCCUGCGGACCUGGGACCCACAGCCUCCCUCACUCAGACGCUGGCCCUCCUCAGGGAGGUGCUGGCCUCCCACGACUCCUCGGUGGUUCCUCUGAACGCCCGUCAGGCUGACUUUGCUCAGGUUCUCUCGUGCAUCUUGGAUCCUCUUCUUCAGCUGUGCACCGUGUCGGCCAGUAACCUGGGCACGGCGGACAUGGCUACCUACAUGGUCAACUCGUUGUACGUGAUGAAGACGACCCUGGCUCUCUUCGAGUUCACGGACAAGAGACUGGAGAUGCUCGAGUUCCAGAUCGAGGCCCACCUUGACACUCUGAUCAACGAGCAGGCGUCCUACGUGCUGACCAGAGCCGGACUCAGUUACAUCUACGGCUGCGUCCAGCAGCACGGCCCUGAACAGGGUCCUCUGUCCCUCCUCCCCAGUAUGGACAGCUCAUCUGUGAAAGCAGCCAUGGUCCAGUUUGAUCGGUACUUGUCGUCGCCAGACACUCUGGUGAUGCCGCAGCUCAACUUCCUGCUCAGUGCGGCCAUCAAGGAGCAGAUUUUCCGUCAGUCAACAGAGCUGGUGUGCAGAGCCUACGGGGAGGUUUACACAGCACUGACCGGCCCGGCUAAUGCCUACAAAGACCCGGAGACCCUGGUGCCCAGAUCGCCUCAGCAGGUUCAGACUCUGCUGUCCUGAGAGCAGCGGGCGAGCCCCAGCGCCGGAUGGCCCGCAGGGUAUUUGUACUUGUACAGUAUAAUAACACACGUAGUAGUUGUUAAGGUGGGGUUCUUUGUGGGAAAUGUGGGAUGUGGGUCGCUGACCUCAGAGAGAGAGACACGAGGAAAGAACAUUUACACGUGUCUGUAUGAUCCUUUCUACUUUGACCGCUGCAGGCAGUCAGCUUGUUGUCUCCUCCUUUCUGUUGGUUUUCACAUCGUGUUCCCUGUUUGGUUUCCCUGAUUGUACAAAACAUUUUAUUUUAUUUGAUUGAAAGUAUUGACAAUGACAUAAAACAAAAGAAUACGUUGAACCAAA
This is a messenger RNA of Pleuronectes platessa (European plaice), 2354 nucleotides long. RefSeq names its product component of oligomeric golgi complex 6 (gene cog6). The coding region runs from base 60 to 2015 and encodes 651 amino acids. The record is from RefSeq and is a predicted model, not a curated record. NCBI's taxonomy places the organism in Eukaryota, Metazoa, Chordata, Actinopteri, Pleuronectiformes, Pleuronectidae. Gene Ontology annotation, biological process: intra-Golgi vesicle-mediated transport. Gene Ontology annotation, cellular component: COG complex. The transcript has 19 exons.